Messenger RNA from Hemibagrus wyckioides, 3731 nucleotides. RefSeq names its product APC membrane recruitment protein 2. Gene Ontology annotation, cellular component: plasma membrane. Gene Ontology annotation, molecular function: beta-catenin binding; phosphatidylinositol-4,5-bisphosphate binding. The record is from RefSeq and is a predicted model, not a curated record. Lineage: Eukaryota; Metazoa; Chordata; Actinopteri; Siluriformes; Bagridae. The transcript has a single exon. Gene Ontology annotation, biological process: regulation of canonical Wnt signaling pathway. The coding region runs from base 201 to 2675 and encodes 824 amino acids.
CCAACCAGAGCAGCCAGAGAGAAAGAGAGAGCAGCAGGGCAGAGACAGAGGGAGAUAGAACGAGAGCUGUGAUAGAAGAAGCUCAAGAACAGAAAUGGAUAUACACAUUAUGAGACAAUCUACAUAAUCACAGGCAAGCAAAAAGAUUUUUUUUUUUCAUUUUCAAGUGAAACAUAUGCAGUUGAUUUGAGCUAGGGUGAAUGCUGAGAGAGAACAAUAGACACGCUGAUACGCUGCUGAGGAAUACUAACAUGGAUGCCCAGCCGGACAACUGCGAGCCCCCACCAUGCGAUCCUCAGCCUCCAGGUAAAAUACGUAAGGCAUUGAAGCUGUUCAGCAAACGCAAGCCUGGCAGUGGAGUAGCUAGUAUCUUCUCUGUGCGCAUUAAAGGUGAAGGUGGACUCAAAUCACCCCCAUCAAGAAGCAAAACCCUGGAUGGAUUAACAGAGAUAGUGGCUCCAGAAGCAGAGGCAGAAUCAGUGGACCUAGACCAGGAUGCCAGCCACAAAGAGGAUGCUGCAUUGGCUGAGCCGACAAGCAUGAAGAAUAAUCUGGAGUCAGCCUCAACCAGACAAUCCAUAUCUUCUCUUACUUCUGCCAAAUCACUGAGCUUCCUUAGCAUGCUUCGGUGGAAUCGGAAGGGAGGAGGGGGAGAAAGAGAGACUCAAACUGAGUCUUACAGAUCUGGGCAGCAAAGAAAAGGCCUUAAAAGUCUGUUUGGAAGUGUACGUUGGCACAGGAAAGACAAGGAGGAGGAAGAUGAAGUCUUAACUUGUCCACCUCUCCUUGCAUCUCGUACUAAUAGUGUGGAAAUAAUGAAAGAAAACCUGACCCUGACUCCAAGACCUGAACGACACUCUACAGAUGAAUCAGAGAUUGAAAAACAACCCUCUCCAUCACAGGAUGACCAUGUCACUAAGGUGAGUGGAGCUGCUAAAACAUCAACUAAUGACAGACUGAGCAUGCUACUUGGAGAUAUCUCAUCUAUAUUGAGCUUGGACUCAUUAGCAGGCGGUGGUGAUAUUGUUGCUGAUGUAGAAGCAGAAUGGGUCAAAGUCAGUAGUCGUGUGGAGAAAAAGGAUAGCACAUGUGAAACUAUGAAAAAGGAGAAGGCUUUUUUAGCUCCUAAACCUACACUUUCUGAUGCACCUUACCUUAACUCUAGUUCCAUUAUACCCUCUUCUACAGAAAAUAUCAUUUCAUCACCUAUACCACCCAAACCCAUACCUAGCCCUACAACAAAACAAACACUUUCACCUCCCUGUACUCCAAGCCCUACUACUUCAACUAAAUCUACCCCAUCCAAUAUAUCUCCCUCUACAUUCAAGCCUACAACAAAACCUCUCCUAGCCACUGUACUUAGCCAUGAUUUGUCCUCGAUUCCAUCACCAAAUAUCAUACCUGUCCAUAUUACUGUCCCUAUAUCCCAUCCAACUACAACCUUAACUAUUUCAACCAAACCUACCCUCACUCCUAGUUCUCCACUUACCCCUGAGCCAUCACCUAAACCUUCCCCCACACUUUUCCCUGCCUAUUCCCCUGCUACUGUUUCUAAAUCUUUUAUCUCAAUCACAGAAAAAGCUCCAGAGCCUGCUGCUGCUUUUGCCAUCAUAACUGAGCCCACUCUUGCCCUGAGUCCAACAACCACACCAAAUGCUGCUUCCACACCCAUAACAAGGCCCAUUCAUUCCAUAGCUCAGGAUACUAAGCACAGUAGUGCUCCAGUAACCAAAUAUCCUCCAUUCAUCACAUCAACCAAGCCUGUUCCAACUGCUCCAGUGAUCAGACCCAAAAUUGUAACUACAUUUGGAUUAUCAACUAGCCGCAACACUGCACCUAUCAUCAAACCUGAGCCUAAGCAGUCUGCUCAUCAAAAUAAAUCAGGUCCCUUACAGACUGAAAAUGGGUCAGGGUCAGUCGGCAAAAAGAGUUCACUUUCAGAAGAUGGAGCUCCUUAUGUUGCUAAACAUUUGUUUGUAGCUAGCAAUCAGCCAACCAUCACAACUUUAUCUGCUACCUCGGAACCCGCCCCCAAUAAGACAGAACCUGUUCAUACUUCUGUACCUUCUGGGUAUUCCCUGCUGCCAACCUUGUCAAACAGGCCUGCUCCAAACAUUGCACCUUGUUGUGUGCCAAGAGGAGAAAAAGGGCCGGAAGAUGUGGCAAGCCCAGGAGUGGUAGAAGACACCCAAAAUGCUACUUCUUUCAAGCCAGAAAAGAAAACCCUAAUUAUUAAGCCCACAACUCUCAGUAAGAUCCCUGUGAGUGGUGGAGGGAAGUCAAAACAGCACCACAAAAAUGCCCAAUCUAAUAGUGAAGAGAGACAUUUGAACCUCCCAACACCAGUGCAUGAAGAGGAGACCCUGACUUCUCUCUCCCGGGAAAGCAGCAGCAAGGAUGCCCUGAGUGACCUGUCUACUGAAUCAGGGGCCAUAACUCCUGUCCUAUUCUACAGCAAUGAAGAUAUACUAAACUCAGCAGCCCCCUCAAUGGGGACAGUCAGCAUACACAGAGAGUCCAAAAUUCCCAUCAAACAUGGUUCUACAGCAACGUACCACUCAUUGCAAGGGAAGACAGAGGUAGUACGCUCCAAGAUCCCUGUUUCUAAAGUUCCUGUCCGCCGGAUUAGCAAUAAGCCUGGGCCCACUUCCACAGCUGCGGCCACACGAAAAUAAUGGACUGUUGUAUGCAAUAUUGCAAAACAAACAAUAUUUAAUUUACAACUGUUCAGAAUCUUCUCAUAUUUGGACAUGGAUCACCAUGAUUUUUCACAGACUCUUGGAUUAGACACACUGGCAUAAUACAGGGUUUUGUACUGUUAUAAUGGACUGACCUGCAUAUCUGUGUUUACAGCUCUGUAUGUACUGGCUAUUUCAUUUCACAUUGUACCACUUCAAAAGCCAGAGACACUAUAUAUGUAACAUUUAUGAAUUUAGAAAGCUUUGUGCCACCAAGGAGAGAGAGAUCAACUAAAAGCCAGUUGGGAUUAUCUCUAUGGUAACAUAACAUGUAAACAGCAAGGCAGACACUGAAGCACAACAGCUCUUGCCUAAGAACUGUAGCCAUGUAGACAUUGCUUAAUAUUAACUCAAGGUAGCACUUCAUAAUCCAUCUAAAAUGGAAUGUCAGUUAUGUGGUGUUUAACCUGGUCUAAACCAUCAGAGGGGUAAAGUGCCAUGAAUUAUUGGUGCUUUUUUCCUGCUACACAUAAUUUUCUAAUGGUAGCCUUUGUUAUAUGUAUUUUGCAGAUGUUUUGGUUCUUAACCUUUUAGUGAACAUUGUGGAUACACACAUUGUGUUUUUCUCUCUUGGAACUGUCCAUCUUAUACAAAAAAUGUGCAAAAUAUUUCUCUCCUACAUACUGUAACAGAAGGAUAGGAAAUCACAUAGUAUGUAGCAGAAUGCAUGUCCUACUUUUACACUACAGGAGAAAUUGUGCUCCUUUUCCUUUCUCUACACACUUUUUUCUUCUUACAUGUGCUGACAACACACUGCCUGUAAGCAAAAUUUUAAGUAUUAGUCAGUGAAGGAUGCUUUAUGGAUCUGAUUCUUGGGACUUACUGGAUUGAUUAUCCAUUUGACUUGAGUGCAAACUAGGUAAUUUAUUUAAAGAAAUAAAACCACUGAUAGAGUAGUCUAGUUGUUGAUAGAGUAUGGUUGAUGAAGCCUUCAGUCACACUAAGGAUGAACUAAUGCUGUGUGCAUGAGAUGAGUAGUAGAACAUUGUUGUG